AGCUAUUUAUAUUCACAUAAACAAAUUCAUUACCUCAUCUAGACCAAACACAAACACAAUAUCCCACCUUCAAAUUCCCUUUCAUACCUUCCUUUUUGGGGUUUCUUUUCCUUUCUAGUACGGAGUAGUUACAAACAUUUGUGAAAAAAUAAACACUCCAAAAAGAAACCCUUAAUUGUUGAAUUGUGUGGAGUAUAUAUAAAUGGAUCAAGACCCAUUUACAGCAACCCUAUUCAAGUGGGAUUACCCACGAAGCAGCCUUGCGCCGGCUCCUCAGCCGUGCACGGCACAAGCACCGCCCCCGACGACACUUCCACCGUACUUUGCUCGAGGGAUGUUAGGUGUACAUGGUGUUGGAAUGGGUAUGGGUAUGCAGGGAAUUGCAAUGGGAAUGCCAGGAAGUGGUGGUGCUGCUGCUACUACUACUGCUGCUGCAGGAGGAGCAGGAUCAAGUUCAGGUUCUGGUGGCUUGGAAGAGUUAUUCCAAGCGUACGGAAUAAGGUACUACACGGCGGCGAAAAUAGCGGAGAUGGGGUUCACGGUGAACACACUAGUGGACAUGAAGGAGGAAGAGGUGGAUGAGAUGAUGAACAGCCUCUCUCACCUCUUCCGUUGGGACCUUCUUGUUGGUGAGCGUUACGGCAUUAAGUCCGCAAUCCGUGCUGAGAGACGCCGUCUUGAGGAGCUUGAGGAGUCUCGCCGCCACCGUCACCACCACCAGAGCUUCUCAAAUACGCCCGAUUCGACCCACCACCCUCAUGAUGCCCUCUCUCAAGAAGGGCUAUCAGAGGAAGGAGUACAUGAGAAAGAGGUGGUCGGAAGUGGUGGCGGAAACUGGGAAAUGGUGGCACCACAUCCUAUUAAUAAUAACCAACAUGAUCAUCAACAGAGAAAGAAACACAGGAAACAGCAGCAUCUUCAAGCAAGGAACACAGUCCAAAAUAUGAUGAGCUUAUCAGCUGCUAAUAGGAAAUUUGUAGGGCACAACAACAACAACAAUAAUAGUAACAUAGAUGAUGAAAUGGAAGAAGAGGAAGUUGAUGACGACGAGGAUGGAGGCGGAGGUGGUGUUGGCGGUGUUACUGAGAGGCAAAGGGAGCAUCCCUUCAUCGUUACUGAGCCGGGAGAAGUAGCGCGGGGGAAGAAGAAUGGGUUGGAUUAUUUGUUCCAUUUGUAUGAGCAAUGCCGUGAAUUUUUGCUACAAGUUCAGAACAUUGCUAAGGAACGUGGUGAAAAAUGCCCUACUAAGGUAACAAACCAGGUAUUCAGAUUCGCAAAAAAAUCAGGAGCAACAUACAUCAACAAACCGAAAAUGAGGCACUAUGUGCAUUGCUAUGCUCUGCACUGCCUAGACACGGAGACCUCGAAUGCCCUGAGAAGAGCGUUCAAAGAGAGAGGAGAGAAUGUAGGUGCCUGGAGACAGGCCUGUUACAAACCCCUUGUUGCAAUAGCUGCACGCCAAGGAUGGGAUAUUGAUGCCAUCUUCAGCUCUCACCCACGCCUCUCCAUUUGGUAUGUACCCACCAAGCUUCGCCAGCUUUGCCAUGCUGAGCGCAGCGCAACCAACUCUGUCUCUGCUGCUGCUGGGUCCCACCAUCUUCCUUUCUAGUUAAUCUCACAUGCUGAUGCUGAUGCUUCAAUUUCUGCUACUUUUGUUGUAGAACAUAGAUCAUGUAUCGAUGUAUGGUUAAGAACUUGAACAUCCUUCGAUCUCCUUCAUUCUGCCCACUUCUAGGUCUAUCUCCCCUGAAAAUGCUGAAAAACCUACUUGUGUUGCAUGCAUGAUGAAUUUUGUUUAAUCAUAAGCGGCAUGUUUUGAAUAUCA
Molecule: messenger RNA, 1825 nt
Organism: Spinacia oleracea (spinach)
Lineage: Eukaryota; Viridiplantae; Streptophyta; Magnoliopsida; Caryophyllales; Amaranthaceae
Product: floricaula/leafy homolog
Exons: 4
Coding region: 203-1609 (468 amino acids)
Biological process (GO): regulation of DNA-templated transcription
Molecular function (GO): DNA binding
Source: RefSeq, a predicted model, not a curated record